AUGGCGAUGUGUCAACUGCAGGCAGUUGAGGACAAGAUCGGCCACCCAUUGCCAAACUUGUCGUCAACCAUGGCAAGUGGUUUUGGACACAACAUAUAUGUCCAUCAGCAUGGGGGCACCCAAGCGCCACAGGAGACCUACACCCCCAACUGGGCCUACGACCAGCAGGGUUGGAGUGGUCAUCAAGAUCAGUCUGGCUGGAAUCGACAACGAUCCAAAUGCAGGACUCAGACACCGACGAAGGGAAGACGAUCGAAGAGCGCGAAGUCGCCCAAGAGGAAUCCUCCUGGAGACGGUACAAGUCCUCCUCCCAUGGUCUAUCCACCAACAGCCUGUGGAAAAGGCCAAGUCAAGGGACAGGCACCACCGCUGCCACCUCCUACUGUUCCUUGGCCAGGCUAUGGCAAUGCUGGACCUCCGAUGAUGAUGAUGCCACCAGCAAUUGCAGAUGAUACCAUCUAUGCCAAUGCCCAUGCCACCACCGGCUGCACCGCAGCAGAUGGCUCCAGUGGCUCCGGCCUUUAUGGCACCCACCCCCCCCAGCCAACCAUGGAUUCAGAGCAGAAGGAAUUCAUGGAAAUGGCAAGGGCAAGACAGAUGGAGCUUCCUCCAGACAUGCGUCAGAAGGUUCAGAGGAUUACCAAGAAGGAGAGUGUCAAAGCCACAAAGGACCUGCACUCCGCGGUGAGACAUCUUGGUCAUGCCAGGGCAGGCUUGGAGGAGGCACUCCAAGCCCGCUUCAAUUUAUUGUCUUCAUGGAAAACCUUUCUACAAGAUGCAGUCCAGACAUGGAAAGGUCAUGCAGCCCUCUUCGAAUCUCAGGAGAAGGAGCUACAGGAGAGAAUCCAAAAAGCUCAGGAGGUCUUUACCUCUGCAAAAGCUCAGGCUGCAGAAUCACAGGAGGAAGCGGGGAAGAUUCCGACAAUCGAGAUCAAGGACGAAGAGGGCGAGCUUGAGGGGGGGGAAGCCACAGCUGCGCAGUCGACUGGCAAGAUCCACGAUGGCUAG
Molecule: messenger RNA, 1008 nt
Organism: Cladocopium goreaui
Lineage: Eukaryota; Dinophyceae; Suessiales; Symbiodiniaceae
Source: the annotation of a GenBank genome assembly